AUUUUCUGUUUACGCGUAGCGAGCUGAGAACAGCAGCAGCGGCCGAGGCAGCGUUACGGCGCACCGUGGAGCGUGAGGCAACAAACAAGCGAAUGCACCUCAUCGGCGGACGUACCGCCUUCGAAUUCGCAGUUGAGACGCGAUAAGUGAGUGCCGGCCGACAACUUGAACGGCGCGUGCGAGCAUGGAUUCAAACGGGAAGGCAGCGACGCCGAAGAAAGACAGCAGGCGUCCCGCCUAGUGGCUCCGAGCCGGUCACACCGAAAGCUGGACAAGCGUCAACGACUGACGGACAGAGCAUGGCAUCAUUUGUGAUGAAGAGCACACUGUCCCCCGAGGCUCCGGUGUUUGUCCCGCGGCACUUCAAAGUUCCUGUACCCGAACCCUACCCGAUGUCGCCGCCUUCACAGGAUUCGACUCGAUAUGCAAUUGUGGAAUUGAUGAGCUUCAUCGAAGACGUAACCCUUUGCCCUGGUGAGUUUGACUCGAAGAUAGGGGACCUCACGAGAGCAUUGGGUAGCGUCACAGAUGCCGACGGUCUCAUACAAGUCGUCGACACAAUCUUCCAACAGGGCAUCAAGGAGCCAAACUUUCGGUAUAGCGGGGCUCGGCUCUGCAACCAUCUGGGCAGCAACCUCAGCGUUCGAGGCCUCGACGAUGGUCAGUUCACAAACCUGCUUCUUGACCGGUGCCAUGCAGAAUGCUUGAAGCGAAAUGACCUUGCGUCCGGUGACUUUGGUGAUGCCUACUUGAGGGGUCUGCUGCUCUUCAUAGCCGAGCUCUUCUCACAGAUGGUGUUCCUUCGGGACGACUACUCCUACAAGGUCAAGCACAUAGCCGGUUGCAUCCCGAAUAUGAUGCACACCCUCUUGCAGACACCGACAAAGGACAACAUCAAGUGCACUAUCCAAGUACUGAAGCUUACAGGACACAGCUUGGAGGACUUCGGUAAUUUGGAACCCGGCAGUACCGAUGGGUCCAUAUUGGACAGCGUGUUUGACAAGCUCAGGGAGAUCGUGCAGAAGCCUGACAUUGAUGCGACUGCGUCGUUGAUGAUUAAAAAUGUCCUGGAUCUCCGCGAGAAGAACUGGGGCCGAUCGUCUUCCUCCUCGAGCUCGCCUUCCGGAUGUCCAUCCGAAGAGAACCUCCCGAUCACAUGUGGUCCUGACGGCGUGCCGUUCUCCAGAGAAGAGGAGAACUUUGUUCAAGAGCUGCUUCUAGAAGAACAGAUGGGCAGCCUCGAACUCUCAGAUGGCAGCGGCAUGUACUCGAAUGACUGCGGCAACGACGAAAUGGAUGAUGAGGUUGCGGCGGCCUACGAAGAAUUCCUCAAGGAAUCGGGACGAUGAACUUUUGUAUCUUGACACGCAGGGGAGGGCUCCGGGGUGGGUUGGCCAACGAGUGGGAGGGGAGUGCGUUAGGGGCUGUUUUUUCUUACGUGUUCAUUUUGUGGGCUGUCAUUUUUUUAUAUAAUAUUUUUUUUGCGGAGUGGGGACUGCAGUGUGGUGCCACCUUGCCCAUAUUUUUUUUUAUUGCGUUUGUAUGUUGGCAAGGCCUUUUUUUCUGUUACCUCAGCUUAUGUGUUUUGUUUGUUUUUUUUCGUCACAUACGUCACCUGCGCAUCUUACAUGUUACAAUGCAGUUCAGGCCAUCGAAUGUAAUGCAACAAGCGCUUGUACAUUCUCGACGCACAAAGUGCUGUUUUUUGGACGAGACUAUCCAUUGAAUAAUAAACAGAGAAGACGUUUUGCAGGAA
Molecule: messenger RNA, 1756 nt
Organism: Rhipicephalus sanguineus (brown dog tick)
Lineage: Eukaryota; Metazoa; Arthropoda; Arachnida; Ixodida; Ixodidae
Gene: Paip1
Product: polyadenylate-binding protein-interacting protein 1
Exons: 10
Coding region: 300-1349 (349 amino acids)
Biological process (GO): regulation of translational initiation
Molecular function (GO): RNA binding; translation activator activity; protein binding
Source: RefSeq, a predicted model, not a curated record